AUGGCAAACGCAACUCUUCCUUUGGGCACUCCCUAUCGUGAUAUCCCUCUGUCUUCCCUUGAGGAAUUGACUACACCAUGGGCACUUAUAGCCAUGAUAGGAGGGCUAUACAUGCUCUCGUCCAUCUUCUCCCAGAUAUUCGGUUACAAAUAUCCCAUCUUUGGUAUAUCCUCUCAACUUGAACCCAUUGUAGUCUCUAACUUUCGCUUCUUCCGCCGCGCCGAGGACAUUCUAAACGAGGGCUACCAAGCAUGCAAGGGCAAGAUCUUCCAGUUCAGGAGAGCCGACACCGACAUGCUCGUACUGCCGUACAAGUAUGUCGAGGACAUUCGCAAGCUCCCCAACUCGGUGGCCAGCCCUACCGUUGCCCACGUCCACAACCUCAUGGGCUCCUCAACGAACAUGCACAUUAUCCUCCGCAGCAACUUGCACUUUCGCACUCUCCAGCUCAAGCUCACGCCCAACCUCAACUCGCUCACGAAGCCAAUGCAAGAGGAGGUGAACUACGCAGUCGAGAAAGAGCUCACAGAGUCUGAAGACGAAUGGGUGACCAUUAAGCCGUAUCACACCAUCCUCGACUUUGUCGCCCGUGUGAGUGCCCGGAUUUUCCUUGGCAAACCCCUGUGCCGCGAUCCGGAGUGGCUGGAAGUCUCUACACAAUUCACCGAGAAUGUGUUCGUCUCCUUGGUCUUCCUGCGGCUCUUCCCCAUGUGGACGCAUGGCUUCCUCAACUGGUUUAUGCCAUCAUCGUAUAAGGGCACCGCAUAUGUCAGAAAGGCCAAGAAGCUGCUCGUCCCCGAAAUCAACCGCCGGCGCAGCCUGGAGGCUCAAGGCCACGUCUUCCCAGAGGAGGAGAAGCACAACCUCCUGUCGUGGAUGAUGGAGAUUGCCACGCCUAGCGAGAGCGACGCAGCUGCUCUUGCUCACCUCGAGGUCGUCAUGUCGCUCGCGUCAAUUCACACAUCGCAGAUGAACGCGGUGCACUGUCUCUACGACCUCCUGGCUCACCCGGAGUAUCUCGAGCCCAUUAGAGAAGAGAUUCGCGGCGUGGUGGCCGAAGCAGGCCCCUGGAUGACAUGGUCGAAGCCGCAGUUCUCGAGGCUGCGCCGACUCGACUCCUUCAUGCGUGAGUCUCAGCGCUUCAACCCGCCGACUCUGCUGUCCAUGCAUCGAGUCAUGCUCCAGGACGCAAAGCUAUCGGACGGCACGAUCCUGCCCAAGGGCGCCCACAUCAGCAUGCCGGUCAAUUCGAUCCAGAAUGACCCCGAGGUGACCCCUGAGCCGGAAAAGUUCGACGGCUUCCGGUACUAUAAUCUCCGCCAGAACGAGGGCCAGAGCCAUUUACACCAGUUCUCGACGACGCAGGACCGGAUCCUCAACUUUGGACACGGUCCGAAUGCGUGUCCGGGGCGCUUCUUUGCCAGCCUUGAGAUUAAGAUUAUCCUUGUGCGUUUGUUGAUGGACUACGAGUUCAAGUUCAAGCAUGGCAAUGAGCGGCCUGCGAAUCUACGUGCGCAUGAGUUUAUCUUUCCGAAUCCUGAUGCGGAGAUACUGAUGCGUCGUCGACCUGCUGGGGAACGACUGCCGCUCUACUGA
Messenger RNA from Trichoderma reesei QM6a, 1596 nucleotides. RefSeq lists its product as uncharacterized. Lineage: Eukaryota; Fungi; Ascomycota; Sordariomycetes; Hypocreales; Hypocreaceae. The transcript has 3 exons. Gene Ontology annotation, molecular function: heme binding; iron ion binding; monooxygenase activity. Bases 1 to 1596 code for a protein of 531 amino acids. The record is from RefSeq and is a predicted model, not a curated record.